Oreochromis aureus is the source of this 11995-nucleotide messenger RNA. Its product is annotated as ankyrin-2-like. The coding region runs from base 223 to 9933 and encodes 3236 amino acids. NCBI's taxonomy places the organism in Eukaryota, Metazoa, Chordata, Actinopteri, Cichliformes, Cichlidae. Gene Ontology annotation, biological process: regulation of cardiac muscle contraction; signal transduction; protein localization to T-tubule. Gene Ontology annotation, molecular function: protein binding. The record is from RefSeq and is a predicted model, not a curated record. The transcript is spliced from 55 exons. Gene Ontology annotation, cellular component: T-tubule.
CAGUGUUUGCAUGGGUGCAGAGAGACAGUGGGUUAGAGGAUUCCAGAACUGUCUCUGUGUUCUUCCCGUUUUUGCCUGCUGGUGGCCGUCUGUCACCUGGAGAGGGGGCGUGUUUCGUUGGAUGGCUGAUCUCUUUUGUUAAUGAGGCAAGCGUUCUGAGAGGACCACUGAGUGAUCUAAGAGCUGUAGAUUUCUGCGUGUGGAAACAGUGAGAGGACAGUCAUGGCUCACGCUGCGGCUCACAUUAAGAAGGCCAGGUCUGAAAUGGACCAACCUCCGGAUCUGAAGGCUCUGGAGAAAGCCAGAGAGAGGAGAAGGCGCUCCCGGGAACGGGCUGAACGCAAGCGCAAGUCGGACAGUAACACAAGUUUCCUGCGAGCAGCAAGAGCGGGGAACGUCGACAAGGUUUUGGAAUAUCUGAAAGGGGGCGUGGACAUCAGUACCUGCAAUCAGAAUGGUCUUAAUGCGUUGCACCUGGCAGCCAAGGAGGGGCACAUAGAUCUGGUCCAGGAGUUGCUGGACAGGGGUGCAGCUGUGGACUCAGCCACAAAGAAAGGAAACACAGCGCUGCAUAUAUCCUCUCUGGCUGGCCAGGCUGACGUGGUGAAGAUCCUCAGCAAACGUGGUGCUGACAUCAACGCACAGUCUCAGAAUGGAUUCACUCCUUUGUACAUGGCUGCCCAAGAAAAUCAUCUGGACGUGGUGAGGUACCUGCUUGAGAAUGGAGGCAACCAGAGCAUUGCUACAGAGGACGGCUUCACCCCUUUGGCCAUCGCGCUCCAGCAGGGCCACAACCAGGUUGUGUCCGUCUUAUUAGAAAAUGAUACGAAAGGCAAGGUCCGCCUGCCUGCCUUGCACAUUGCAGCUCGUAAAGAUGACACCAAAUCAGCAGCCCUGCUCCUCCAGAAUGACCACAACGCCGACGUCCAGUCAAAGAUGAUGGUCAAUAGGACUACUGAGAAUGGAAAGAGUGGAUUCACCCCCCUGCACAUUGCUGCUCACUAUGGGAACGUGAAUGUGGCCACGCUCCUGCUGAACCGAGGGGCAGCAGUUGACUUCACAGCGAGGAAUGGAAUCACUCCACUGCAUGUGGCCUCUAAGCGUGGCAACACAAACAUGGUUCGCCUGUUAUUAGACCGUGGCUCUCAGAUUGAUGCUAAAACGAGGGACGGCCUGACUCCGCUUCACUGUGCUGCUCGCAGCGGACAUGAUACGGCUGUAGAGCUGCUGCUGGAGAGAGGAGCGCCUUUACUGGCCAGGACCAAGAACGGGCUGUCCCCUCUCCACAUGGCGGCACAAGGUGACCACAUUGAAUGCGUCAAACACCUUCUACAGCACAAGGCUCCUGUUGAUGAUGUCACAUUGGACUACCUGACAGCACUGCAUGUGGCAGCUCACUGCGGUCACUACAGAGUCACCAAACUGCUGCUGGACAAACGGGCCAACCCUAACGCCAGGGCGCUGAAUGGCUUCACACCGUUGCAUAUCGCCUGUAAGAAGAACCGCGUGAAGGUGAUGGAGCUGCUGGUUAAAUAUGGAGCUUCAAUCCAGGCCAUUACAGAGUCGGGUCUGACGCCCAUCCAUGUAGCAGCCUUCAUGGGUCACCUGAACAUCGUCCUGCUCCUGCUGCAGAACGGGGCCUCGGCUGACGUCAGCAACAUUCGUGGAGAAACGGCCUUACACAUGGCAGCCCGCGCAGGUCAGGUGGAGGUCGUCAGAUGUCUCCUGAGGAAUGGAGCAAUGGUAGAUGCACGGGCACGUGAGGAGCAGACGCCCCUUCACAUUGCAUCCCGCCUGGGGAAAACUGAGAUUGUGCAGCUGCUGUUGCAGCACAUGGCCCAUCCUGAUGCUGCCACAACCAAUGGCUACACCCCCCUCCACAUUUCUGCCAGGGAGGGGCAGGUGGAGACUGCCUCAGUGCUGCUAGAGGCAGGGGCUUCACACUCACUAGCCACCAAGAAAGGUUUUACUCCGCUGCAUGUGGCCGCAAAGUAUGGAAGCCUGGAUGUAGCCAAACUUCUGCUACAGCGUCGCGCUCCUCCUGACUCUGCUGGGAAGAAUGGCCUCACCCCGCUCCACGUUGCAGCACAUUAUGAUAACCAGAACGUGGCGCUCCUGCUUUUGGACAAAGGAGCGUCACCGCACACGAUGGCAAAGAACGGCUACACUCCUCUGCAUAUUGCGGCUAAAAAGAACCAGAUGGAGAUCGCCACAGUGCUGCUGCGUUACGGAGCAGAGACUAACAUCCUGACCAAGCAGGGGGUCACUCCGCUCCAUCUGGCCUCCCAGGAGGGUCAUGCGGACAUGGCCGCUCUGCUUAUAACCAAAGGAGCUCAAAUCAACGUUCCCACCAAGAGCGGCCUGACUGCCCUUCAUUUGGCAGCUCAGGAGGACAAAGUGGCCGUUGCUGAGAUUUUGGCCAGAAACGGUGCCAACCUGGACCAGCAGACCAAGUUGGGCUACACGCCGCUGAUUGUAGCAUGUCACUAUGGAAACGCAAAGAUGGUCAACUUCCUCCUUCAGAAUGGCGCAAGUGUCAAUGCCAAGACUAAGAACGGAUACACUCCCCUGCAUCAGGCAGCACAGCAGGGAAACACACACAUCAUCAAUGUGCUGCUGCAGUACGGAGCCAAACCCAACGCUACCACUGUGAAUGGCAACACAGCUCUGGGAAUUGCUCGCAGGCUGGGUUAUAUCUCUGUGGUGGACACACUGAGGGUUGUCACUGAAGAGAUCAUUACCACCACCACGACGGUGACGGAGAAACACAAGCUGAAUGUGCCAGAGACCAUGACUGAGGUCCUCGAUGUGUCCGAUGAAGAGGCGUGGAAAACCAUUGAUGAUGAUGUUAUGUCAGACGACUCCAUGGAUGAUGAAGGUGACGACACAAUGACAGGCGACGGAGGGGAGUAUCUGAGGGCUGAGGAUCUCCGGGAGCUGGGAGAUGACUCCCUGCCAGGACAGUACCUGGAUGGGAUGAACUACCUGCGCUUCAGCCUGGAGGGAGGACGAACUGACAGUCGAAUGCAAAGUUCAGACAGGUCCUUCACGCCCACUCACCACAGCUACUACUCUUCUAAACAUGAAGGCAUGAUGGAGGAGAUGCUCACCAGUCACCAGGUUUCAUCACUUGCCAGGGAGGCUGAGAGGGAUUCAUACCGGUUGAGCUGGGGCACAGAGAACCUGGACAACGUGGCUUUGUCCUCCAGCCCUGUCCAUUCAGGCCACUCCUCUCCGUGCCAUGAUCAUGGAGACCACAGCAGCUUCCUGGUCAGCUUCAUGGUAGAUGCCAGGGGCGGAGCCAUGCGUGGUUGUCGACACAAUGGCCUCCGCAUCAUCAUCCCGCCCAGGAAGUGCAGUGCCCCAACAAGAGUGACGUGCCGACUGGUGAAGAGGCACCGUCUGGCCACCAUGCCCCCGAUGGUUGAGGGGGAGGGUCUGGCCAGCAGGCUCAUUGAGGUGGGACCCUCUGGAGCCCAGUUCCUUGGUAAACUUCACCUCCCCAGUGCCCCUCCACCUCUAAAUGAGGGAGAGAGUUUGGUUACCAGAAUCCUCCAGCUUGGUCCACCGGGGACCAGAUUUCUUGGUCCUGUCAUUGUGGAGAUCCCUCACUUCGCUGCCCUCCGAGGGAAGGAGCGGGAGCUGGUGAUUCUGAGGAGCGAAACAGGAGAGAGCUGGAAGGAGCAUCACUGCGAACACACUCAAGAGGAGCUCAACCAGAUACUCAAUGGCAUGGACGAGGAACUGGAAACUCCUGAAGAGCUGGAGAGGAAACGCAUUUGCCGUAUCAUCACCAGAGAUUUCCCACAAUACUUUGCUGUGGUGUCACGCAUCAAGCAAGACAGUAAUCUGAUUGGUCCUGAAGGAGGCAUCCUCAGCAGCACUGUUGUACCACAAGUUCAGGCAGUUUUUCCUGAGGGGGCGCUCACCAAGAGGAUCAGGGUUGGACUGCAGGCCCAGCCAGUGAGCAUAGAUGUCGUAAGGAAGAUCCUGGGGAAUAAGGCCAGCUUCAGUCCCAUUGUCACUCUGGAGCCCCGCAGGAGAAAAUUUCAUAAACCCAUCACCAUGACGAUCCCUGUCCCCAAGAGCAACUCCGACCCGGUCCUCAACGGUUUUGGAGGGGACACACCCACCUUACGAUUGCUUUGUAGCAUCACCGGUGGAACAACGCCAGCCCAGUGGGAGGAUAUAACAGGAACUACUCCGUUAACUUUUAUUAAUGACUGUGUGUCCUUUACCACCAAUGUGUCUGCCAGGUUCUGGCUCAUAGACUGUCGCCAAGUCCAGGAAUCGGUCAACUUCUCCACUCAGGUGUAUCGUGAAAUCAUCUGUGUCCCUUACAUGGCCAAGUUUGUAAUCUUUGCCAAGACCCACGACCCCAUUGAGGCCCGAUUGCGCUGCUUUUGCAUGACUGAUGACAAGAUUGAUAAAACACUGGAGCAGCAGGAGAACUUCACCGAGGUGGCACGCAGCCGAGAUGUAGAGGUCCUGGAAGGCAAACCUAUCUAUGCAGACUGCUUUGGUAACCUUGUUCCCCUCACGAAAAGUGGCCAACAUCACCUCUUCAGCUUUUACGCCUUUAAGGAGAACCGAUUAGCACUCUUCAUCAAAAUCAGAGACAACACUCAGGAGCCAUGUGGCCGCUUGUCAUUUAUGAAAGAACCGAGGAACUACAGGUCACUUGCACAAAAUGCUAUAUGCAACCUCAACAUCACACUUCCAUCAUACUGCAAGGAGUCUGAUUCAGACCAAGAACAAGAGGAAGAGACCAACAGACUGCUCGAGAAAUAUGAAGAGACGGAGACAUCAGUCCUGAAAUCAGAGCUGAUUCCAGAACCAGAUCUUCUAUCCGACGUGUCAGAGAUGAAACAAGAUUUGAUCAAAAUGACUGUCAUCUUGACUGCAGACUCCGCUGAGAAAUCCCCUUCCUUAGGAGGGUGUGGUCUAGAGAAAGGGACCGAGGAAGUUUCUGGAGAAGCGUUAGAAACAAUGGAAAAAGACUUAGAGAAAGUCAAAGAGGACCUAGAGAAAGUCAGUGAAAUACUGAGGAGUGGAACGUAUGAGGGUGAGGUGGCAGAGGAGGCAGCGAAAGCAGCUAGACUGGCUGAGGAAUGGGUUCUCCUCUCAGACAGUGAGAUAGAAGAAGCCAAAAAGAUGGCAGCUUUAGAAAAUCAAGAGCCUGUCUUACGAGAAAGUAGAGGUAACAGAGGGACUCCCAGACCUAAAGCCAUCAAGGACAGUGGUGACCUUAAAGAAUACCUGCUGGAUGUACCAAUAAGCUCUAAAGUUAAAGCCAAAAAAGAGACAAGUUUCCAGGAAAGAUUCACUGAUGUUGUACUACGCAAAAGUACAAAACCAACCACUCCAACCAAAGUACAUGACAAACCCACCACUGGUGAUGUUAAAAAGCCAGUGAGACGGAAGGGAAAAGACCAGGGGAAGACAGAGGAGCCGACAGAAGCAGGGAGUCAUCUAAGCGUGCCCACAGCCAAUGCCCCAGCAUCCCCUGUAUCCCCAGUGAUUGAAGAAACUCCCAUCGGAUCAAUAAAGGACAAAGUCAAAGCCUUACAACAGAAAGUGGAGGCAGAGCAAAAGAGCAAAAAGGUCACUGGAAGCAAACCUACGCAUUUGCCUGUUAUGAGCAAAUCCUCCCCAAAAGCCAAAGAAACCGCUAAGUCAAAGCAGGCCCCGCCUAAAUCCCCUAAAGCUGAUUCUGAAAAACUUGAGGAGACCAUGUCAGUUAAAGAGCUGAUGCAAGCAUUCCAAACGGGUCAAGACCCCUCAAAGAGAAAGUCUGGGCUAUUUGAGCUCAAAACAUCCUCUUCAUCCAAAUCAGAAAAAAGCACUAAAUCUGAAACUAUCCACACAAAAUCCACGACGAAAGCAGCAGCUUCACGUGUCUCUCAAGAGCGAGAAGUGUCAUUGGAUUCCAAACCCCAAAAGAAACUGAUCAGUCAGCAAGACAAAGACAUAAAACCCUCUGCUGAUUCAGAGCUAACUGACACUGUAGACUUUGGAAACGGUGGCCUUGAUGAUAGCUCUGGCAGCUUUAAACAUGAGGGGGUGGCAGACUCCCUAAGUUCUGGAAAUGGAACCUCUCAUUUGAGCUCUGAAGACAGUUACAAACAUGAGGGUCUAGCCACUCCGGGCACAAGCCCUGAAAGUCUAUGUCUUUCUCCCAAAACUGUAAAGCAGACCUCUACAACUUCGGCACCAGCUGCCACAACAGUAAAGAAAGAGAGUAAAGACACAGAGAAGGGUGGGGAUUCUGGUAUAGGGACCACUGGUGACCAACUCUCUACAGAAUUGACCCUCCUUGUCUCUUCCAGCAAGGCUACAGAUGACCACACUACAACAGAUGCCAAAAUAGGGGAUGACAGCUGUGAAAGUGAGAAGCUAUCGCAAAGUGAAUGUUUGAAUGAUGGAUCCCACAGCAAAGAGGCCAAGAGCACAUCAUCAGCCAGUGUCACCUCAGAGGGACCUCACUCUGUCUCAGACCAGCAUCAUUCAAAAUCCCAACUGAAAAAAGAAGAAAGUUGCCCACUAUCUGGAAAAGCCGAUAAAGACAAUAGCAACACAAAGGCAUCAACAUCAAACACUAAAAAUAGGACUGAUGAGCAGAAGGAAGAAAGCUUGAGGAAGUCAAGGGAAAGUAGAGGAGAUGAUACGCAUGGUCAGGAGUUAGAGAUUAGUGAGCCACAGACAGGUGUGCUGAAAAGAUGUAGUAAUGUAACAGAUGAAGUUAAAGGAGAUCAGGCUGGACUCUGUGAAACUGUUAUUACAAGUAAGACACAGGAAACGUUUAAACCAGAGGUCUGUAUCUAUGAUGACACAGAGGAGGACGACGAGGCACUGGAACUUCCCAGGACCGAGUCAAAAGGUGUCACUGCAAGGGUAGAUACAGACUCUUGGUCUGCAAUGCGGGAGGAUGAUGCCACAUUUGAAGCUCGUGUAAAAGAGGAGGAACAGAAGAUACUGAAUCUGGUUGUUGACCGUCAGUCUCAGCAAGCAACUCCAGACACCACACCUGGUAGGACACCAACAGAAGAGAGCACUCCCACCAGUGAGCCCAAUCCUUUUCUAUUCCAAGAAGGGAAGCUAUUUGAGAUGACCCGCAGUGGUGCUAUUGACAUGACAAAGAGAAGCUACGAGGAAGAGGCUGUUGGCUUUGCCUUUUUCCAGAUAGGAGAACAGCCUUUAGAGGAGCCUAUCUUAGAAGAGGCCAGACAAGAGAGUCAAAGAUCUGCUACAGAACCGGAAGUUGGUCUCAAUUUAACACUAGAGGUUAAGACUGAUAACAGUGAGCAAUCCAAAGAAACAGCUGAUUCACAGCUUCAGUCCUCGCCUGAAAAUGAACAGCCAAGCUGCAAAGCUGAUGCCUCCAAAUCUAAAAUCCCCAAAAUGGGCAUUUCAGCUUCAACUAAACCUACAAAGAAAGAUCAGACAUCCCCAGAACUUCUAGAGAUGAAAACAGAGAUAACUGAAAGAUCCUUAGAUUUAGACACAAGUGAUCAAAUGAUAACAAAUGUACAGACAGCAGAUACUACUAUCACUAGAUCAGUUUACUCUGAGCAGGGGGAAGAGUCCUCUGAUUCUUCUCCAGAGGAACCACAGUCAGUAAUAGAAGCCCCCAAAACAACAGGAAAAUCCAAACAAAGCGCUUCCAGUAGUGUUAAAAAGACUCCAGUCAAAGCACCAGCUAAGCCUACUUCUUCUCAAGGCCGCGGUAAAUCAACAGUUCAUUCUCCAUCUCAUGCAGUUUCCCCUUCAAGCACUCUUAAAAAAGAGGCCAUCUCUACUUCUGAAUCUAAAUCUAGAAUUCCAGUUAAAGCUAGCACUAUCAAGCCUGACUCUACUGUCAAACGUGCUGAAAAUAACCAAGACAAAAAACUUAAGGUCCCUGUGAAAAAGGAUACAAGGAGAAAAUCUGAGACAGAUGCAGGUCCCUCUGUGGAUGUCAAAACCAAGACUCCAUCUUCCAAAGCCAAGAGUUUCUGUGAGGGGGAGUCUCCCAGGUCGUCUUCUAAAAAAGAACAGGGUCGUCCUUUGAGUGCAGAGUCGGCAAAAUCUAAGGGUUUUCAGUCCAGAUUGCCAGUCCGAGGCAAAAGCGGUCAGUCGUCACAUUCAACAACACCCACUAAAGAAAAAAGGGAGCUGUAUAAAGAGCCCGUUGAGUUCUUUGAAGAGAUAAGUGAUGAAGCAGCAAAACUGGUGGCAAGGUUGGCACAGUCAGAGGCAGACAAAGAGCAAGAGGUUGCAGCCACCAUCUCAGAUGAUGAGAGCAGUCUCAUUGAUCCUUCAGUCAUAGAAAGAGAACAUUUCCCAGAGAUGCAGUUCCCUCCCUCAGGAGACAUCUUUCCCAUUAGACCACUGUGGGAUGAACCUGUUGAGACACAGAUGCAGCGAAUCCCAGACGAUAAAGUCCAAAGUCAAGUAGAUCCACAGGAUGACGCAGAGAGAAAAGAACAACGGUUGGCCAUUAUAGCUGACCACCUUGGCUUCAGCUGGACGGAGUUAGCACAGGAGCUUGACUUCAGUGAGGAGAGGAUCAAUGAGAUAAGAACUGGAAAUCCCAACUCACUUCAAGACCAAAGUCACGCUCUUCUGAAAAUCUGGACAGAGAGGGAGGGAAAUCUUGCCACAGAAGCAACACUUAUCAAAAGACUGACAAAGAUCAAUCGAAUGGAUAUUGUUCACCUUAUUGAAAGCAGGACGUCUGAUGAAGAAACCUCACAUACGUAUGCAGAAAUUGAGUGGACCAUAGCACAGGACCAUAGUGAAGGUUUCUCUGCUCUUCAUGAAGACAUUGACAGCCCCAGGAUUAGCAAGCGUACAGAGGCUGCAAAAAAGAAUCCAUGCUCAGGACAACAGGUACCUAUAGUGUCAGCAGAAGACCUUUCAUCCAGUUUGUCAUCACUUCAUGAGACAACAGGACGGUCAGUGACAGACUCCACAGCAGCAGGCCUUCUUAGAACUGUUCACGAAGACAAGCCACAAAAAGAGAUGGAGACAACACACUUAUCACAAAGAAUAUAUGAGGAAAUGACAGACUUGGUACACACUGGCAGUUUUAAACAAGAGAUAGCUGAGGAGCUAGGGAUGCUGUCCUCUGAUAGCUCAGAGGAGGAUGUACUGACCACCAGGGUGGUCCGACGCCGAGUAAUCAUUCAGGCUGAUAACCUGCCAGACAUCCCACUGCAGACCCUGACAGAAGAGAAGUACACAGAUGAAGAUGGCAACAUGGUAGUUAAGAAAGUCACGCGGAAGGUCAUUCGUAAAUAUGUGUCUCCAGAUGGCAUGGAAACACAGGAAGUGACCGUCGAAGGCUCUCGCCAGGAGUCGAUCCAGAUAGAGGAGGGAGAUGCUGUUUCAAAAGUGGUGAAGAGAACUGUGCUUCACAGUGAAGGCGAUCAGAAAGAGCUGACCUUUGCAGAGUCCCCAGCUCCGAGCGCUGCCACAGCGUCAGAGUUUGAAGUGGAGCCAGUGCAGGGUAGAAAGGUCAGCAAGGUUGUCAAGACAACUGUGGUGAGAGGCGAGAGGAUGGAGAAGCAUACAGGAGACCCGUCACUGGCUGCAGAUCUCCCUUCAGCCAGAGAGGACUUUGAGAAGGCAAUGAGUUAUGCUGGAGGAUUUGGGAAAGUGCUAAUGCCGCAUAUAGUAGAGAAAGAGAUUGUACAGGAUGACGGUUCUGUGGUUAAAAGAAGCCAGAUGCGUAAUUCACGCACCCAGAAGAGGACCGUGGUGAGGGAUGCUCAGGGGAAGCAUGUGCACCUAGAGCGCCUGGACAACACCGCAGAUGCCCUGCAGCCUGAUGCACUGCAGCAGCACCUGCACCGACUGCUCCAGCGCUACUGUGAGGACACCCAGGAGGAGGAGGAUGAAGAAGAGGAUGAGGAGGGGGAGGAGGAGGAGGGGGAUGAAAACCUUAACUGAGCAGCUGCUUCCACUGAUCUACAUUUUCCACUAAAGCUUUUGGUGACGUACACUUCCUCAGAUCAAACUGCCCCUGCUCAUCACUGGAGUUUUUCUUUCUUCUUCUUUGGUUUGUCAGAUAUUGGAACCGUAUUUUUGUGCUUUAACAAUAGAUGUUUGCUCUGAUUGUGACCAAAGAUAGCCACCCUCACUGUCCUGAUGAUUUUUGUUCGUGUUUCGCUUCCUGUGGCUGCUUUGAUGUGAUUUAGGUACGAUGCACCAAAGGCGGAUUAGAAAUAAAAGGGGCAUCUCGGAUGUGUCGCCUCACGCACCGGCCUCUUCUUGAAGAACUCUUGUAAACAUUUGUACAUAGGGGAGUUGACAACAAAGAGUCACGCUUGGACUGGAAAAUUCAAAGCAUUUACCCUGUUAGCCCACCUAAACCUGCUGUACAUGCACCGAUGCAGCUGGAGAAUGGCCACAGUACACAUGAGAUUAAUGUCAGACAGAGAAUAAAGUGAAGAGAGUGAAAGUGUGCGUAUCAGAAACUCAGCCAAACAUCAACCUGCCGAUCUGUUUACAAAGGCUGUGUGCUCACACCUUUUGUCUUCCCACAAUGCAUCUGCCCUUAUUUUAUCUACGUGUCUGUCCUUCUCACACGUGUGAAGCAUUCUUUCUGUCACGCAGCUGCCACCUCUGUGUGGAGUGUAUACAGAGUGUCUAUGGAGAAAGAAAGUAGUGAUAAUGAAUGUGUUGGUGCAGCACUCAUCUCCUCGUGUUUCAUGUUGGUGCUUUUCCUUACCUGCAGCUACACGUGCCGUUUUCACACCUUUUAAAGGACAGGUUUGACUGUGUCAUUGUCAACUAAUCUAUAGAAAAACCCCAAACCACCUCUGUUUUUACUCCUCUGCUGCACAGAGCUCUGUCAUUGGCCAUGCAUAUGGACACGCAGCUGAAAAUAGUCCCAGUACAUUUCAACAACAUUUCCUCCAGCUUGCAACACUGAGUUUAAUAUAAAAUGAAGUGUUGAGUCUGUGAGAAAAUGGACAGUUUGGUUUUGAUUUAUUAUAAAAAUGGCACCACAGGUUUCAUAGUCUCAGCCUUUAAGUGUUCUUCAAGUUCAUUUAGUAAAUUAUGGACCCACUGAGGUGAAAUAGACAUUGGAGCAAAAACCCUAUGAGUAUGCAUUUGGUAACAGUGGGAAGGAAGAACUCACUAUCAACAGGAAGCGACCUCUGGUAGUAAUUAAGAAACAUAAAGAGACGAUGAACAGCCCACAGGUUCUAAUUAGAUCAACUCCUCGCUCCAAGACGAUGAAUGGUGUCAAACAAGGCUCCAGAAACCAGUGGGUCCUUUUAUAGUCUGGUUAUGGUCCCAGUGAGCAAGUCAGAAAGUGAUGGCAGAGCUGGAAGGUAACACUUUGUUGGUUUGGGGCUUCUCGUCAGGUUUGUAGACACGUAACAGCAGGCUUGUCCUUUAGUUUUGUUUUUUAAAAACAGAUAAAUAAUGUAGUUGUGUAUUCGACUGUUUCUUGUCAUCACUGUUAUCACAUGUUUGACUUAAAAGCCACUUUAAAUCCAGGCCGAGGCCAGCUUUACCAACUUCAUUUACGACACCUCUAUUUCUUUCUUUAUUUAUUGCUGUGUGUGUGUGUGUGUGUGUGUGUGUGUGUGAGAGAGAGAGUUUGGAUGUAUGUUAAAGCUACAGGUAAACCUUUGUUUGUUUGUUUCUUUGCCAUCGCAGACAAACAGUUGUGUUGUUAUAAGGUGGCUACGACGCAUUCAGACAUGUGUGUUUGGUGUUCAUCUACGUAUUUUCCGUGUAAUAAUACAAUCCACGUGUUGCCAUUUACUUUGAGUGUGAUGGAAGAAUAAAAGAAAUGUCAAAAAGAGCAAACUGAUUUGAUAACUGAGCAUCUUAAUUCCAUGGUGAUAACAAUAUAUACAUAUUAACAGUGCAAAUAUUUAUGCGGGCAUGUAUGACUUUAUCAAAUGAUGACUUAAAAAAUAAACCCAAACGCUAAUGAGGUAAAAGCUGCAGUGUGUUUGUGGCACGACAAUAAAACUGUACAUGUGUCAAAUGA